UUAUAUUUUGAUUGUAAAACUCAAAAAUAUAAAAUUAAUUUUAUUAAUUAAUUAAUUAAUUUCUUUUCUUUGGCAAGUGACAGUGAUAAAAGCGGGAUAAUGCCCGACGAGGUGUCCAUCAUCAGGAAUUAAUGGACGACGCGGACUAUAUAUUACUAUAUCGGUUCUAAGGCCUCCGCGUCGUCCAUUAAUUCCUGAUGAUGGACACCUCGUCGGGCAUUAUCCCUUACGUAUAAUGAUCAGCAUGCUGACCACGCUGUGUGUGCGUCUCUUAUAAAUUCAGCUCUGAGUCUGAUCAGCUGUCAGAAAGCUGCUCAACACAUCACUGCUGCUCUCAGGUCAGUCCCUGUUUGUUUGUUUGUUUGUUUCCUCUGGCAGAUCAAUAUCAAAGCAACAGUACUCACACAUUCAUGUAUGUAUGGAUUGAAAGAGUUGUUGGAAUCUGAUUAUCUUUAGUUGCACACGCAGUAACUCCUAGUUACAAUAGUGCUUUAUUAUUAUUAUUGAUUUAUGACAGCCUAUACGUUACUCUUUGAUUAAUAAUCUCCAAGGUUUGGCAUUUUUAAAAAUGAUCCAAUUGGUAAAACAAAUCAGUUUGACUUGAAAAUAACUUUAAUUUCAGUUUGUUGGAUAAUAACAGACUGUAUUUGUUCCAUACCAAUAUAUUUAAUAAUGAAUUAAAUGUGAGAAACAGCCAUCAUAGUAGAAUGUCAACUUAUUUCUUCUCAAAACAUUAUUUGUGUAAUUAAUAUCAUCUGAAAAGUCUUACUUUAAAUUAGGAUCAAGGGCAAACAUGAAUCAAUAAAUAAAUCCACAAGAAGUCAUUCAGGGUUCAACACAUGCACGUGAUUCAUACUAGUCAGAGUUUGUGCAUGUGCAACGCCCCCUACUGGUCUAUGUGAACAUGUUUCAGGUCCUUAUAUGGACAUCCUGUGAGUUUUAUGAUGAUCUCUCCAAUGGUUGUUGGCUUAUGUCAGUUUAUGCUCUCAGCCACGCCCCCUCUAAAGCUCAUUAGUCAAUGUCUCAAGAACUAAAGAAGAUAUCAAUAAGCUUACUGCAACUAGCAAACUAAUCAGUUUCGUCCAACGUUGAUCCACAGAAGAGUUGUUAGCAGUCGGACCGACAAGAGGGUUUCUGUAGACCACACUGAGCUUUUUUCAGCUCAGUCGGACUUUGUGUGAGGGGGCUUGGCCCUUAAUUACAGCACUGCUAUUGGGCGCUUUACAUAUUACAAUAUGACGAGUUACAUGAUGAUAUCAAUACAUUGUAACGAAAGAAUAAAGAGCUGUGAGAUAAAGUGAGCCUCCGUCUGUAGGAUUCACUUAAAAACUAUGUAUGAGGUCCUUGGUUGAACAUACGAUUGUUGUUUGACAACAAACAAUCAGAUGAUUUAAGUUUGAUUGAUUGAUUGAUUGAUUAAUUACAGAGUCCAGUGUGAAUUAUUAAAGAUCUGGUCGGGACAUCAGUCAGUCACCAUGAGUCCUAAACACGUCGUCUUUAAGAAGGUCUCCAAAGACAAGUCGGUGGCGGUCUACAUGGCCAAGAGAGACUUUGUGGACCACUGUGACUUUGUCGAUCCAGUUGAUGGAGUUAUUGUGAUCGACCAGGGGCAGCUCAAAGGAAAGAAAGUCUAUGUGAUGCUGUCCUGUACCUUCCGGUAUGGCCGUCAGGACAUGGAUGUGAUGGGUGUGGCCUUCAGGAGGGACCUGUUCGUGGUGACCCGGCAGGUUUACCCCGAGCUGCAGGACAAAGAGAAGCUGACUCACACCAAGGUCCAGCAGAAACUGCUCCGCAAGCUGGGAGACAACGCUUUCCCCUUCUUCUUCGAGUUUCCAGACAACCUGCCGUGUUCUAUUGCUCUGCAGCCUGGGCCCUCUGAUGUAGGAAAGAAAUGUGCAGUGGAGUUUGAGGUUAAAGCUUUCUGUUGUGAAAAUCAGGACGAGAAGAUAAACAAACAGAGUUCAGUUCGUCUCACCAUUCGUAAGAUCCAGUUCAGUCCAGAGAACAGUAAACUGGUUCCAGUAGCAGAAACUACCUUCGAGUUCCUGAUGUCUGAAAAGCCUCUGCACCUCAAAUUGAGUCUGCCCAAAGAG
Messenger RNA from Morone saxatilis (striped sea-bass), 2093 nucleotides. RefSeq names its product S-arrestin-like. NCBI's taxonomy places the organism in Eukaryota, Metazoa, Chordata, Actinopteri, Moronidae. Gene Ontology annotation, molecular function: G protein-coupled receptor binding. The record is from RefSeq and is a predicted model, not a curated record. Gene Ontology annotation, biological process: signal transduction; G protein-coupled receptor internalization. Gene Ontology annotation, cellular component: photoreceptor inner segment; photoreceptor outer segment.